GCGGGAGUCGCGGCGGGGGGAGCGGCGGAGCGCGGCCGGGAUACAGGAGCGAUCCCGGAUGGUCACUGCGGGGCCGGGGGAAACCUGAUCGGCUAGAGCGAGGAGGAGGAGAGAGAGAUAGGAAGGGGGGAGAGGAGGAGAAGGGAACGUGGGGGGGGGGGAGGGAGGAAGGGGGAAAAAAAAGAACCCACAAGAAAAAAAAGAAAAAAAAAAAAAAGGAAAACAAACCGAAACAUGUCUUCUGCCUCCCCCGCCACGGACGACAUCGUGAUCGCGGUAGAGAUCAAGGAGGAAAAUGUGAUGGAAAUGCUCUCCGAAGCCCCCGACGGGCCCGCGCCGCCGCCCCCUCCCGCCGCUGCCCAGUUCCCCAUGGAGCAUGCAGGCUCCGCUGCCGCCGGCGAGGAGGGAGCCGCGGAACAGGUACUGCUCCAUACGGAACUCCUGGCCAGGAAUCACCACGCUGCCUCCUCUCCCUCCUCUUCAUCUUCUUCUUCCUCCUCCUCCUCCUCCUCGCAGACCCCCUUGGCUUUCUCCCCGGACCACGUCGCCUGCGUGUGCGAGGCGCUGCAGCAAGGUGGGAACCUGGACCGCCUGGCCAGGUUCCUGUGGUCUUUGCCCCCGAGCGAUCUGCUACGUGGCAACGAGAGCCUGAUGAAAGCCCGGGCGCUGGUGGCUUUUCACCAGGGCAUCUACGCCGAGCUCUACAGCAUCCUGGAGAGCCACAACUUCGACUCCUCCAACCACCCGCUGCUGCAGGAGCUCUGGUACAAAGCUCGCUACACCGAGGCGGAGCGAGCUCGGGGCAGACCCUUGGGGGCGGUGGACAAGUACAGGUUGCGGAGGAAAUACCCCCUGCCCAGGACCAUCUGGGACGGCGAGGAGACGGUCUACUGCUUCAAGGAGAAGUCCCGCAACGCGCUGAAGGAGCUCUACAAGCAGAACCGAUACCCCUCGCCCGCCGAGAAGCGCAACCUGGCCAAGAUCACCGGGCUGUCCCUCACCCAGGUCAGCAACUGGUUCAAGAACCGCAGGCAGCGGGACCGCAACCCUUCCGAGACCCAGUCCAAAAGCGAGUCAGAUGGCAACCCUAGCACAGAAGAUGAAUCCAGUAAGGGGCGGGAGGAUUUAUCUCCCCAUCCACUCUCCAGCUCAUCCGACGGCGUUACCAGCCUCAGCCUUCCCGGCCACAUGGAGCCUGUCUACAUGCAGCAGCUUGGAAACACUAAAAUCGCCUUGAGCUCAUCUGGUGUCUUGUUGAAUGGGAACCUCAUGCCUGCCAGUACCUCUCCUGUCUUCCUCAAUGGUAGCUCGUUUCUUCAGGGACCCAACAGUGUCAUACUCAAUGGACUCAGCGUGGGCACUUCACAGACUGUUACCUUAAAUUCGCCCAAGACUGCGGCGAGUGUUGUGAGCAACGGGGUGUCCAUCACUGACAUACUGUCCUCAUCGUCCUCAGAAGAUGUUAAAGACUUCAAACUCCUUCAGGCUUCGGUCCCCAAUGCCACAGCAGCCUUCAGCCCUAGCAACAUCCCAGUCACUUUCCCAGGAUUGAUACCGAGCUCAGAGGUGAAAAGGGAAGGCGUGGAAACUGCUGCUUCCCAGGAUGGAGGCUCUGUAGUUACUUUUACUGCUCCUGUCCAAAUAAACCAGUAUGGCAUUGUCCAGAUCCCCAAUUCAGGAACAAAUGGCCAGCUGCUGAACGGAAGCAUUGGUUUUUCUUCUCUGCAGCUGCCUCCAGUUUCUGUGGCAGCUUCGCAAGGUAAUGUUUCAGCAAACCCCAGCACAUCUGAUGGAGGAACUUUUACGACUGAAUCCUCAACAGUGCAGCAAGGAAAGGUUUUCUUCAGCCCUCUCACUCCAAGUGCAGUGGUUUAUACAGUUCCCAAUUCGAGCCAGGCUGUAGGAUCUGUCAAGCAAGAAGGACUGGAAAGAAGCCUGGUGUUUUCUCAGUUGAUGCCAGUCAGUCAGAACACGCAACUGAACGUCAACAUGUCUUCUGAAAAUAUAUCCAGUGCAGGGCUCCAGUCCCUGGCCUCCUCCUUAGUGAAUGUAACGCCCUCACACAAUUUUUCCCUCACACCACCAACUCUUUUAAAUGCUGCAGAACUGAGCUCUGGUAUCUCAGAGAGCCAGGCUAUGUCUUCACCCGUGACCAGUACCUCUACAGUGAUAUCUAUCAGCAACACUAACUAUGCAACCCUCCAGAACUGUCCCCUCAUCACCAGUCAGGAUCUCUUGUCCAUUUCCACAGCACAGCCUGUGCUUGGAGAAAUAGUUUCAACCAGUGGAGACCGUGUCAGCCACCCCCCUGCACAAGUGCACCAGGAUUUUGGCAGAGAGCACAGGUUGGUUCUGCAAGCUGUACCUGAUGUCAAAGAGAAUUUCUUACCUAAUUCUGAGAGCAAGUCAACUGGCAAUUUAAUGAUGCUGGAUUCCAAAUCUAAGUAUGUUAUGAGUAACAUGGUUGACACGGUAUGUGAAGAACUGGAAACGGACAAAAAAGAACUUGCCAAACUGCAGACAGUUCAGAUGGAUGAAGUUAUGCAAGACUUGUAGCUUUUCUUUUCUUGAUUUCUGUUUUAAUAGAUAAGUCUCCUGUUGAGGCCCUAUCAAACACCUAGUGGGGGUGUUUGUGGGUUUUUUUGUUUGGUGGGGUUUUUUUUUCAUUUAAAGAAACCAGAAGAACAUUUAAGUGGUCUGAAUCAAUGUACAGAGGAAUCUCCAGCAAUGAAAUUAGGUUGCUACACUUGGUUUGCAUGCAGUAUUCUCUUUUAAGUAGAUUAAAGGAGAAAGAAAAUAGCCAGGGCAAGUACUGAGGAAUGGGUACAGGUUUGGCUACCAGAUACUACCCUGAAAAUUUAACUAGACUCUCCAUAGUGCAACAUACUCUUAACAGUAAGUAUACACUCCUAGCUUCAGAUGGAAAACAAAAAUCUCACUCCAAAAUGGUAGAAACAAUGCAGAUAUUUUUUUUUCUGUUUACUUCCAGUCCAUGGGCAUUGAGAGAUUUCUAAGGAACUCUAGACGAUACCUCUCUGGCUACUUUUAUGUUGUUUGAGGUUAAGAAACAAAACAAAAUCAUAAUAUUGUUACUGGUAUGUUUGCUUUUUUUCCAGCAGACUUGCAUUUAAACCAAAAGUCUCACAUCAAUCAUGUACAGGUUUCUAAAUGCUACAGCUAGCAUUUUGUCAGUGCACCAGAAAAAGCAUCGUUUGAAACUUUAAUUAUGCAAUUCAGAAGCUUUCUAUCCAGUAUGAAUGUAAAUAUUGUUGCAGUUCUUAUAAAGGAGACUUUUUUUUUUAAUUAGUACAAUGGAUUUUAUUUAUGGUUUAUGUUCCCUUUCACUUUAGACACAAUGCAUUGAAAAGGAAAACGUUUUCUGGCUGUUUAAUUUAUUUUAUUGUUUGAGCAGGAAGUAAGCGUAGUUCUGACAAGGUUUUACUUUUUUGUAGUUUUUUUCAAGCAAUAGACUGUAAAAGUAAAAUGUUAAUCACACUGAAACUAGAAAAUUAAUUCCCAGUCUCACAAACCCAGGAGGUCACUGUUUCUACCCCCUCUGUCUUUGUGUUCAGGUUUUUUUUUUUUUUGGUUUGUUUUGUUAGUAAUUUGUGACUUAGUUGAACCCUUUUGUGUAUUUUUUACGGAAUUCCACGUGCCUUUCUUCCUAGUGGCCUUAUCUUUGUUACUAAAGCACAGUGGCAGGAGGAAUAAAAACACUGAUUGGCAAAUAUCCGUCCUCAGGGCCAAAUCCUGAUGCCUUACUUCUGCAAGUAGACCCUCUGAUGUGGGUGCCCCUGCUUGCAUGAGUAAGAAGAGGUUGAGAGUCUUCUGGACUUGGUGGGUGACAUUUCCUGGCAGUGCAGAGAGCCAAGGAUGGGUCCUUCUGCCCCACAUCAGCAGGACAGGAGGGGUCCACAGAGGGACCACAGGGUUGAGCUCUUGGUUCCAUGAGAUGAGCAGGAAAGGUUGGAUGGGCAAGCCAAGGAAGGGAACCCCAUGUUUGCACGUUGGCCAAACAGCCCAUGUGGGACAGCUUCAGCUGCUGUGGAGCAAGGCCCCCAUCCAGGAGUGCAGUUGAGUGUGUGUUUCUAAAUAUCCCCCAGGAGAAGCAGCCUGGGGGCUGUGGUGGGAACUGCAGCAGCCGUGGUCCCUGCCUGGCUGGGGAUGGGUGUCCACACCUUUCUCCCUGGAGCAGGUGGGCUCUGGGCAGGUGGAACAGAUCUUAACCUUUCCUCCAAAGGAGUUUUUGUAGCAUGGAAAAGCACAUCCUUAUAGCUUUAAAAUAAUAAGGAGAAUUCAGAUGUACAAAAGUGACAUGCUGUUAAUCCUGGUGGGUUUGGUUUUGUUGUGUUUUAUCCUAAUGUGAAUAUAUACAGUAACUAAAGCAUGUCUGCAUCCUCAUCAGGGGCCUGGUCCAAAGCCUUUGGAAGGCAAUGGGAAAUGUUUUCAAAAGCUUCUGUGGGCUCUGAAGCAGGCUCAGGACAGAGCAAGAUCACUUGUAAAGGACAAAAGAAAAUGGAAAGGAAAGAUGAUUAAGGUGGCAUAUCCCAGUGUGUUUGUCUUGGUUUUAGCUGGUUCCAUGGAAAGCUUUUGGGGAAUGAAGGUUUUUCUGUGCACCGUGAGCACGGCAUCGGCAUUCUCGUUGUGGUUUUGCACUAUAUUGGGUAUUUUGCAAGGUUUUCUGUGGAUCCUCGAGGCUGAGCUCUGUCAGUGAGUGCUGGAGUCCGUGCUGUGAGCCAGGGCUGCAGGGAAAAGGGCAGGAAAAGGAAAGGAGUGUGCAAGGGGAGCACUUGCAGCUGUACAAAGUCACUGAUUCUCUGCAGGCAGGAGCAGCCCAUCAGCAGUUGGCUGUCCCCACGUGCUCCCAGGCAAACAGGGUGUUUGAGGCAAGUGCUUUAAAGUAGAGAUUAUCACAAGCAGGGCAUGGAGCUGUAUGUUCCCCUGGCACAACUCUCCCUGACGUUCCCUGGAGCUCCGCGUGAGCAGGGAAUCGGAUAGUCCAGAGUUCUCCUCACCACUCUGCUUGUUUAUCUGUUUGCUGGGCCCCAGCAUGAGCAAUCUGUUUGCCACCUCUUCUUCACCCAUGUAACUAAGAUGGUGAUGACAGUAGCUGUAUAUGCUUUGCAUGAAAUCCUUCAGCCAUUUGGAAAAUUAGAAAUACCCCAUAUCGCUGUCAUUUUAAUGGAGAACGCGUACGUGGCUCUGAAGGAGUCGAUGGUGGAUUAACAUUUGGUCGGUGAAGCUCAGACUAUAUUUGGAGGCAAGCUAGGGAAUAUUUCAGAGCAGUUGUUGGUGUGAUCAUCUCUCAUAAUUGAAGAGACUGUGGUGUUACAACAGUACCUGUUACUUUGUUUUUAAUUUUUCCUGCUUUGCAUUCGCUGUGUUACUGAGGCUCUGAAUUCCUCGGCUUUGCAGCACAGUUGAUGUGGAAAACUCUGUAUGUUGUUACAGUGGCACGUUUCUUGGAGUGUCUGGUACUUCUAAUAGGAGACUUCCCACUCUUCAGUUGGAGUGGAGGAUGUACAUAAAAGCAGUGUUUUGGGACAAAGUGAGAUUAAUCUACUCUAGUCUUCCAGAUAUCGAGUAACUUCCUAUUAUCUUUUACUCUCUCUUUCUUUCUCCCAUUGAAAAUAAUUGUCAUUCCCUCCAGAUAACGUAGUUAUAACCUCAUGUUUUCUGCAGGUACAUAUGCACAAUGUAAAGACUCAUUGCACGGUACAGUGUGUUUAAAAUAGAAAUUUAAAUAAGUAGUUUUAUUCCUUACAAGGGUAAGUUUUUAUUUUGUGGCCCUCAGGCAGGCAGGCUCACUGCUCUCAACAGACAGCACUCGAAGCCCCAAAAAGUGUCCAGGGCCAGAUCUUUGGCUGCUGUAAAUAAGGCAUUGCUCCACUGACUCCCAAACCAAGGAUUUUUAUGUGCUGUUUCGGGGAUUUGGAUGCUGGUCUCCCACACAUGGGAAGGCAGUGAGUGUCCAAGCCCCACAGACAGCCCUUAUUAUCACAUUCUGUUGUUUAAAUGGAAGGUAUGUCUACCUGGCAUACACAUUCCUUCUCUUCCCUCCCUCCCUGUUAUGGAUGAGCAUAAAGGAUCAUUUCAACUUCACAUAUGUUUGUGGCUUCUAAGUCCACUGGAAAUCUUAGAGAACACAUUGCCAAAUUCUACUGCUUUACUAGUCCCAGACUCAGCUUUGAAAAAUAUGCCUAAGGAAAUUUUUAACAAAGCAUGAUGUUAAAAACCCCUCUCUUCUUCUCUACUUUUGAUUAAAGCUGCCUCUGUUUCACCCAGAGUUUUGCAGAAAACCAGAAACAUGAUGAAUUGAAUGCUCUGUGUGGACUAUUUGCAGCAUUAUCCCUGUGGUCUUACCUGCCAGGACAUUUCAGCAAUGUAAAUCACAGACAUCCAUUGGCCAGGUCCUCAGCUGGGCUAAACUAGCACAUUUCCAUUGACUUUAAUGUCCUUUUUUGCCAGCUGGGAAUAUGGUCCAUUCAUUUCACUGCUGUCAGGUCAGGGAUGGAUUUGGCCCAGUACACAGUGGCAGCACAAACCAGAGCACAAGGCUGACACUUGGGUAGACCCAAACAGUCACAGUCUAUCAAAGCAUAUACCUCUUCCCAUUUACUGCUUUCCCCUUACCUGUGGAUUCAGGAAGACUCAUUCAGAAAGUGGCUUCACCCAGAGGUGAGCCUGGGACUGUUGUUACUGCUCUCAGUCUGAGACUGAUGACAAUGAUGGACAGGCUCUGACUUCAAAUCAUGUCAAACCACCUCAGUAAUGAUUUUCAAUUAAAUAAAUCAGGGUGGGAUUUGGCCCUGUGUGCACAGGAGCUUUUCAUGUAGAUAGAUGUCCAGUGCCUGUGCACUUUCCUUAGCAAGGGCAGAUGAACAAGAGGGUGCACCCCUCCAGUAUCGUGUGAGAUAUGUGUGCAGGGCUCUGGGGACAUGAACUGCCCAGUGCUUGUGGUCAAGAAGAAUGUCAAAUCAUCAAAAAGAAUAGUGAUUUUAUAAUUCUGAAAACAAAAAAUAAUGAUAUUUUUAAAAGCAAGGAUGCCUGAAGUCUUCCUGUAUCUCCUAGCAGUUAUUAUCUUGAAGGAUAUUUUAUACCUUAGUUGUAUGUUUCAUAUAAUUUAAAACUUGCUUCUUAAAUUUCUGAACUCAAGGAGGGGGUGAAUCUUCUGGCUUUCAGGAUUCACGUUCAGAGGAUGUUUGUUCUUUUGCUGCAUGUACUGUUUGUCCAGAACUAACCAGUUAUUUCUCCAAUAUGGGUUUUAUUGUGCCUUACAACAAAUAUUAAAUUUAAGCGGAAUGUACGUGUUAGAGGAGGGAAUAAUCAAGAACUUUACUGCACUGUUAGGUGAUGCUGCCCCAGAGUGUAUCAUCAAACAUAUCUGUGCUUAAUUACCCAACCAAAGAGAUCUAAACUAUGUAUGUUUGUUGUACUGUAAUAGGGGUUUGUGCCUGGACAAUUAAGUGUUUUAUUUGUAUUCUGAGAUGAUGUGAACUUAUUUUUCUAAACACUAUACUGAAUAAACUUUAUAUUUAUACACA
Molecule: messenger RNA, 7544 nt
Organism: Serinus canaria (Common canary)
Lineage: Eukaryota; Metazoa; Chordata; Aves; Passeriformes; Fringillidae
Gene: SIX4
Product: SIX homeobox 4
Exons: 3
Coding region: 235-2556 (773 amino acids)
Biological process (GO): regulation of transcription by RNA polymerase II
Cellular component (GO): transcription regulator complex; nucleus
Molecular function (GO): RNA polymerase II cis-regulatory region sequence-specific DNA binding; DNA-binding transcription factor activity, RNA polymerase II-specific
Source: RefSeq, a predicted model, not a curated record